Molecule: messenger RNA, 2167 nt
Organism: Nicotiana tabacum (common tobacco)
Lineage: Eukaryota; Viridiplantae; Streptophyta; Magnoliopsida; Solanales; Solanaceae
Product: protein IQ-DOMAIN 31
Molecular function (GO): protein binding
Source: RefSeq, a predicted model, not a curated record
UCACUAUUCACUGCUACUACGCAGAAUCCAAUUCCAGAGAGAGAGAGAGAGAGAGAGAGAGAGAGAGAGAGUAAGAGCGAAGCGGUGGAGGGGUCCAUCUUCCAUAAGCUCACUCUCUCUGGAAUUUUUACUUUCAAUUCAGCUAUGCUAAGUUUGGGAUCUUAAAAACAGCUUCCAAUUCAUCAGGAUUCAGUUGAAAUCCACUUUAGGUGAGCAGCUUGCUGUUUGCGAUGGGGAAAUCUCCGGCCAAAUGGAUCAAGGCUGUGCUUUUUGGCAAGAAAUCAUCCAAGUCUCAUUUAUCUAAGGAUGUUACGGGUGAGAAAAAAUCGUCUGCAAAAGCACCAUUGGGGGAUCUAGCUCUGAAUUCACCAGCUUUGGAUCCACCUGUUCAGAAUUUGGAUAGCGGUGGUGAGUGUGAUCAGGCUGGAUUGGAAAAGGGGACAAGCACUGACUUUGCAUGUGAAACCGCCUCAUUAUCUUCUGUGACACACGAAACAGAUCCGCAUGUUAAGGGGGAAAUUUCCACAGAUAAUGCUGAGCUGGAAAGACUAGAGCAUGCUGCCACCAAAGCACAAGCAGCCUUUAGGGGUUACUUGGCUCGUCGGGCUUUUCGAGCUCUCAAAGGCAUCAUAAGGCUACAAGCACUUAUUCGUGGGCACUUGGUUAGGAGGCAGGCGGUUGCUACUCUACGCUGCAUGCAGGCAAUUGUCAGGAUUCAGGCAUUAGCUCGUGGCCAAAGUGCUAGACUCUUACAUUCUGGAAAUCAGCUGGUUAGAAAGUAUAGUUUUGGAGAAGUUAAGAAUCCUGAGCAGAGGCCUUCAAAACUGACAGCUAAUGCAUUUCCACACAAGCUACUUAUGGCAGUGCCAACAGCCAUGCCCUUGAGCCUUCAGUAUGAUGCGUGUGAACCUAAUUCAGCUUGGCAAUGGCUUGAACGAUGGUCACUAUCUCGCUUUUGGGAACCCCUUCCACAACCAAAGAAAGUUGUUGAAGCAAAGUCGCAGAAGAAACAGGGUAACAAGCAGAGUGUUGAAACAGAAAUAGUAAGAUCAAAACGAAGUGUCAAGAAGGUUCUUACAUCAGCAAAUGGAGAUGCUUAUGCCGUAAGUUCCUCUGAACCAGAAAAAGCUAAACGUAACCCAAGGAAAUUCUCACAUCCUCACAUAGAGCCAGUGCCGGAUCAGCCUCAAAAUGAACUUGAGAAAGUCAAGCGCAAUUUAAGAAAAGUUUCUGCAGCUUUGGCAACACCUUCUGAAAGGUCAGAAACAGAAAGUGAGAAGGUACAACAAACUCCUAAUCUGGCUCAGGCUCAAGCUCAAGCUAAAACAUCAAAAUCCUCAGCUCCAGAUGUUGAACAAAUAGUGGUUAAUUCUUCUGAGAAAACGGGUGAUUCAGCUCCUGAAAUUGAGAAAUUGGCUGUAACUGAGGCUCCUUUACCUGUAGCAGUGGAUGAACCAAGUAAUGAACUGCUUGAUCAUCCUACCACUGAGCAACAGCAAUUGGAGGAUGUUGGGAACACUGCAAACAGCCCAGUCGUCAACGAGGAGCUUAGCUCGAUGGAAGAUCACACUGCCAAAGAAAGAACUAGGAGGAGGAAAUCUCUUCCCACUAAGCAGGAGAAUUCUGAGAAUAUUUCACAUAAUACACCAAACGUGCCUAGUUAUAUGGCUGCCACUCAAUCUGCUAAGGCAAAGCUUAAAGCUCAAGGAUCUGCUAAGGUAAGUGAAGAUGGAGCUGAAAAUGGUUUUGUUCGGCGUCAUUCUCUACCUUCCUCUACCAAUGGCAAAUUCAACACAUCGUCACCUCGAGUGCAAAGGCCAGUGCAAGCAAAUGGAAAAGGUGGAAACAAGAACAGACCAAUGUCAUCCUCUAAAGAUGAAAAGGUGCUCCACCCUGGUUGGAAGAGAUGAGUUCAACAUUGUGCUUACUCAAGGAACUUUAGUACUGCUUGUGUUGACGACAUCAAUUGGUUCUUCCGCUACUUUCUGUAGAACUUUAAACUGCAAAUUCCAAAUAACUGUUGUUUGAUAUGAUAUCAUAGCAUAUUUCGUGUUUCUAUUAGUAUUGCUGGGGCUGUUUGCAGGGAUUGUAUAGUUGGUUGUAGACCUGGAGACUGUUUUGUUUAACAGGAUUCUUGUGAUAUAUUCUUUAUCUUUUUUUUUUUCAA